AUGACUACGGAUAUCAAUCAGAUUGGAUCACAAAAAGUUAAAAGCAUCACCAGCGGUGAGACAGUAGAGUUGAAAAGCUUCUGGGAGGACCAGAAUGUUGCUAUCAUAUUCUUCAGACGCUGGGGUUGCAUGCUCUGCAGAUUAUGGGCCAAAGAGUUGAGUGAAAUUGCUCCAGUAUUGAACAAGCACAAUGUGAAGUUGAUCGGUAUCGGCGUCGAGGAGGCCGGCUCUAAGGAUUUCAUAAACGGGAAAUAUUUUGAUGGAGAUCUGUACUACGUGGACAACAUAUCAACAUACCAACAGCUUGGCUUCAAAAGAUUUAACGUGGUCACUAUAAUCACAUCGCUAUUCUGGAAACAGUCCAGAGACGCCAUAUUUAAAGGACGCGGCAUGGGAUUGGGAGGAGAUUUGAAGGGAGAUUGGGUGCAAACCGGAGGCGCUGUGCUUGUCCAAAAGGGCGGGAAUCUCCUACGUCAUUUCACUCAAAGUGGCCCCGGUGAUCAUUUGUCUAAUAAGGAUAUCUUGAAGCACUUCGGGCUUGAGAACGAGUACAAUCCAGAAACGAUGGCCAAUAAGAAACCAGAAGAAAAGGAGUGCACUACAGAGGCGCAGUCCUAA
Spodoptera littoralis (African cotton leafworm) is the source of this 618-nucleotide messenger RNA. The record is from the annotation of a GenBank genome assembly. NCBI's taxonomy places the organism in Eukaryota, Metazoa, Arthropoda, Insecta, Lepidoptera, Noctuidae.